Messenger RNA from Symbiodinium sp. CCMP2592, 708 nucleotides. The record is from the annotation of a GenBank genome assembly. NCBI's taxonomy places the organism in Eukaryota, Dinophyceae, Suessiales, Symbiodiniaceae.
AUGGAGCCGCCUGCAGAGGAUGUCGACGUUCCCAGCUGCCUCAUCUGCUUCCUUCCUCGGAGCUCUGAAGAGGUGUGCCUCCCCUGUGGGCACCGGGAGUGGCACCACGAGUGCAUCUACGGCUGGCUGGAGAGGCAAUCCUCCUGCCCGCUCUGCCGUGCACCUACUUCCUCAAGUCCAGGCAGUUUGGAGUCUGCACUGCUUGCCUUGGACACGCCCCUGCCUGGGCUGGACUGCGAGAGGGUCCUGCCAGCACUGCGGCUGCUGUCCUUGCCCGAGGCACGGCUCUUAGAAGACCAGCAGCAGUUGGAAACAGAGCUGGACCUGUUGGAGACAGAGCUUCAGGAGCUCCGUGAGACCGAAGAGGAGAUGGAGCUGGAGCUCCAGGAGCUUUCCUCUGAUUUUCACGACGAGACCAGCCCAAGGGAUGAGGCGUGGGCUCUGCUGGACCGUUUCGCUGCAGCAGCUUUUCGGACGAAUGUGGGUGCGGAAGAGCUGUUCCUCGCUCUAAGUCCACAUGGUGCGCCGCUUGCCCUGGAGGCGGCUCGGCCCUUGUUCGCCGCCUUCGGCGGUGCAUCUGAACUGGGGGUUGAAGUCGCGUGCCAGAGGCUGGAUGUGAACCAAAGCGGCUGGAUCGAGGAGGGCGACCUUGUCGAGGUCAUGUGCAGACACGCUCCUGUCGCUCUGGCCGACUUCGGCGAGGGGUAG